Messenger RNA from Elephantulus edwardii (Cape elephant shrew), 462 nucleotides. RefSeq names its product interleukin 19 (gene IL19). The record is from RefSeq and is a predicted model, not a curated record. Lineage: Eukaryota; Metazoa; Chordata; Mammalia; Macroscelidea; Macroscelididae. Bases 1 to 462 code for a protein of 153 amino acids. The transcript is spliced from 4 exons.
AUGAAGGCACAGCAUGGCUUCCUCUACCUCCUGGGUGCGAUGCUCUUUCUGUGCUCACUGCAUGCCCGAAGUCUCAAGAGAUGUCCCCUUUCCAUGGACACGAACACCGUGAAGAAGAGUUUCCAAGAAAUCAAAAGCACCAUUCCUGUAGACAUGUGCUGUGUGACCUGGGAGCUCCUGGAAUUCUACGUGAAGAGAGUGUUCCCCUUCCGUGAGGAGCUAGAUCUCCACAUCUCGAGAGAAGUCAGCAGCAUUUCCAACUCCUUCCUUCCCCUGCAGAGGACUGUGAAGCCCUGCAAGGAGCAGAAGCUGUGUCCUUGCAGCAAGGAAGCCACCAACGUGACCAGAACUAUCCACAGCAACUAUAAUCAGCUGGAGGUCCGAGCUGCGGCCAUCAAGUCCCUGGGAGAGCUGGAUGUCUUCCUCGCCUGGAUCGACAAGAAUUACCACCAAGAAACUUAA